GCUCGCACCAGUUCGAGGUGAAAUGUCCUACGGGAAAGACACAGACGCAUCGUGCUGGAAUUGUGAGCUACCCCAAUCUAGUGGGGCCAAAGUGAGAAGUGAUUUUUCCUGAAGUUUUUCCUACCAAAAUUAGGAAAAUUGAAAAUGGCAGCGGAAUACGGUUGAACGGUUUUCGAAGAGUGAUUUUUCCGAUGGUUCGAGGAGUGAAGCGAUCUCUUAUGGGCAGGAUGAGCUCCGGAAUUAGUAUCGAUUCCGUCUGGUGGCUCUGGGAAAUGGACGGCCAAGCGAAAAGAGUGUGUCAAGGACCGCUCCCUUGAAUUUUGGGCUGACGAGGAUGAAACUGCGAAGCAAGCAGCAGCGAUAAGGAUUUUAUUCGAUACCUGUAUGGAGUCAGUGGAAUCGAAUUUUUGAACAAUCGAGAAGGAUUUGCAACGUCUGCCCUGAGGGGUGGUGAUAUGUGAUCAUCGAGGUGCGGAAAAAUGCGUACAAGCCAAAAUGAGGUUAAUUAAAUUAAAGUAAAAAGAAGAGAAAUCCUGCCUUUCUUGAAGUGAAACCAAGAGUGAGUCAAGCUUAGUGGGGGUGAAGAAAAAGUGGCCAAUUUUCACGGGUGGUGUUCCAUUUUGCUAGUAGUAGUGGUGGUGGUUAGUGGUGCAGGAAGAAGGCACGGCACCUGAAGAGCAAGGACAUCAGUCAAGUUAGUGGUAGCUAUAGCUAGCUAGAGCCCUCUAUUGAAAUUCACGUGGUGCAAAAAUAGUGACGAGGAGGUCGAUUGGCGAAGACCUUUUGCGAAGUACCUCUGGGUCAAGAAACACACCUCCAUCGCUCGCAACAACGUGGUGCUGGUGAAGGAAUUUUGCGUUGAAAAUCAACAUACAUACGGCUCCACGCUGGAAGAGAAGCGAGUAAAAUUGAGUGUGAGUGUGCUUCUCUAUUGUAAGGACAGUGUAAUAGUGUAGUGAGAGGGGGAGUUCGGUGUUUUUUUUCCUCUGAGCUUGGAGCAUCGGAACGAAGGAUAUCGGGGACCCGAAAACGGAAACGGAUUAUGCCGCGUGGAAGAAGUAGUCGUUUGUCAUAAUCCCGUGCUGAAAUCGGUUACGGUUUGAAGCGAGACUUGGCAUUGAGAAGGUCACACGCACUGGGAAUCGACACGUGAAGAUUUUCUACGGCACGACGAUGAAUGGAUUCUGAGAAGGAUUAUCGAUGCAUUUUCUGUGGAUAACUAGUAGGAGAAAAGAGGAAAGACGUCAAGCAGAGGAAUCUGAAGCCAAUCACAUCUACUAAUUAAGUGUUCUAGUGCAUUAUCAUAAGUGUCUGCUUUGAGUGUUUUUGCAUUGAAGUUGUUGUUGCUUAACGAAUAGAGAAAAACAUUGCAUUACUAGUGAUAUUAGAAGUUAUUCGAAUGUCGAAGCAGUGGGGAAGAAGCCAAAAAAUAAUACGUUCGAUCAACUGUGUUUGGAAAAGCUUUUCAUGGACUUGGAAAUGAUCUGCCGCAUCUAAGAAGAAAAAGUGUCAUAGCGAACAUCAAUUUUCAUCCGCAAAAAACUCAUUCAAUCUCGUAUAUCCUAUCAACCAAAAAGCACCCCCCUCUCCAAGAAAUUCGGCAAACCUCCCACAUCGACCCAUCGAUUGAGAACGAACACUUCAGUCGAGAAAGAACUGAUAAGAGACUGGCACAUACUCACACGCAGAGACAGGUGAGUGAGAAAACUUUCUCACCAACUCACGGCUCGCGACGAGUUCCACCCUCACCAACCAGACGCAGUUUUUCAAACACCGAACCAGGUCGCAAUCAAGGAGCUUCGAGAGGAUUCAGUGUCAUUGUCAGCGAGCGGAAAAUGUGCACGUGUCGACGUGGUAGUGAGCUUACGAAAACGCUGAACAGAAAAGUCAACGAAAAUAACCAAAAUUGUGACAACAACAGUAACGGCUGAGGUCUCGUCGCUCUGAGAGUGAGCAUUGUAUUUUACUCGGAAACGUAAAAAAGCGUUAGAAAAUAAUGUCGUUAAAAUGUGUUGGAAGUGAAACGAGUCAGUGAUGGGAAUUUUCUCCGAUAGGCAUUGGUAUUAGUGAAAGUGCAAAACAUGUGUAAAGAAGGAUAAAUGAAAGAAUAAAAGAAGUAAAAUACGAUUUUCGCUAAGUCAAGGUUUGUAGUACUGCAACUGGUGAGAGGAUAAAAUUGCUGAAUAAUCGGAACAGCUCAUUCGAAAGGAAAAAGAGCGGUGAAAAGGGAAAAUUUUACUGCGAAUAUUGACAUCUCGACGACAACUUUGUGAAACGGAAUUUGGAACGUGUUGGACAGAGAAAAUCUAGAAAGAAAGGGAAGUGAGGGAACUUGUGUGUGCAACUUGGAAGGAUAUGAAUAGUGCUACGAUCGAAAGAAGAUACUGAGGCGUUAUCAACGUUGGAAGGGAAGUGCAGCGAGGAAGAUCAGCGAGCUUAGAAUCGAAGGAACGGAUCAUCGAGAUAUUACAACGGAGCUGUCGGGAAGAGUUCGGCAUGUGUUAGUGCGUGAGGAUGAGUGAUGGAUUUUCCGCCUGUUGAGGAUAAUAGUUUAUAUUUGGGAUAACGUUAGCGGAAAAGGUGUGCGGAAAUGCGCUUAGGGGGCGCCCCCGGUGGCGGAGACCCCCUAGCGAUGGGUGCCGGGAACGACUACGCCGAGCUAUGCGACCUGGGCCCGUCCCGUUGGAGCUCCAGGAGCGGCUACCAGCAGGUCUCGCCGCCGGUCAACUCGAUCUACCACCACACUGGCGGCAGUAUCGCUGGUGUAGGCGUCGGCGGCGUUGGCGUUGUUGGAGGUGGCCCCAGUGCCGGCGGCGUCGUUGGCAGCACCGGGGGGACCACACUGUCCUCGUCCGGUGGGGCCACCAUCCGGUCCAACAGCUUCGAAGCCGAGGACGUCAUCGGUCCUUACGGCACCUCGUCGUCCCGGAUCGGCAACAGCACAAGCUCCCUGCGAGGACGUUCAGGUUUAUAUUAUUCACCACCCGGUACUUCAUAUACAAUAGUAGAAAGAGAAAGACCACACUCUCCUCAUUAUUAUUAUAACACAGCCGGUGUCCCUUCCAAAGGAGGUUCAUUGCCAAGUAGAAGUAGUUAUUUAGACUCAGCUAGUUUAGGUGUUUCAACUGGUGCAGGUACAGUUCCAAAUUCUACCAGACAUAAUGGUAAGAAGCGGCCUAUCUCGCCAGAGCAGGUCAUAAGAUUGUUUAACACACAAAGUUCGUCUUCUUCAGUUCCUACUAGUUAUCAUAGUAACGGCACGCGAGAUCGAGGCCGUCGCAGUCCUGCCAGCAGUCCGCCUUCUACCACCCACCAGAUCUAUCGAGAUCGGGAUCGGGAUCGAAGCAUACCGAACAUUCACCAGCUGACGACGCGCACCGUGAACAUGUCCCGUGACCAGCAAACCGACGCCAGUCACGGGUUCGGCAUCUGCGUCAAAGGAGGAAAGGAUUCAGGUGUUGGCGUGUAUAUAUCGCGGAUAGAGGAAGGUUCGGUAGCGGAACGAGCCGGUCUUCGACCCGGAGAUACGAUACUGGAGGUGAACGGAACGCCGUUCACGGCCAUCAACCACGAGGAGGCGCUCAAGAGGUGUGUGCAGAUCCUGAAAUCAUCGCGGCAGAUCAGCAUGACGGUCCGAGCGCCUCCUUCGGCGGGGACAUCGAUGAUCAACUCGACGGCGCCGCUGCAUGGCUUCGGGCCACCUCCGAGUGUGGUCGGGAGUACCAGUCGACUGGCGGCCGCCGUGGCCGAUCCUUUGGGAGGAGCCGGGCUGGUUGGCGUAGGAGGACCGGCUGCCGUUGUUGGAUCGGUUGUUGCUGGUGGCGCUCCGGUGGGCGUUUAUCCACCGCCCCCGAACCGGCAAACGUGCUCCUGGAUGGACCGCCAGGGGCGACCUGCCUCGCCGCCGUAUGAAUACGGUGGCCGCCGGCCGGAGCGACGGGAUCGUGUUCGAAGGGUUGAACUAGUGAUAGAACCCGGCCAAUCCCUGGGACUGAUGAUAAGGGGUGGCGUAGAGUACGGAUUAGGAAUUUUUAUUACCGGCGUCGACAAGGACAGCGUCGCGGAUCGGGCUGGACUGAUGGUCGGCGACCAAAUCCUAGAAGUGAAUAAUCAAUCAUUCAUGGACGUUACCCAUGACGAGGCUGUUAGUCAAUUCAAGUUCCACAAGCGGAUGUCGCUGCUGGUACGGGACGUCGGGAAAGUGCCACACUCGUGUACCACCGUUGAGCCAGAACCGUGGGAUGCCUACAGUCCGACCGGAGUGAGGACCCGCCGAAAAUGUCCGGUGUCAGCGAUGGUGGAAGAAAAAGCCAGAUCCUUAUUACCUCGUCAUCAUUUUGCUAACUUAUCAUAUUAUAUAGCGGAAUAUGGUGCUAGAGGAAUGACCAUAGAGGCCUUCGUAUCUGUUUUAUUAGAAAUGUUAGAUACACCCGAAAAGCAUACUUUAGUAACAGAAAUAAGAGAGUUAAUUUUUCCUGAGGACAGGACGCGAUAUGACGAACUUGUAUAUAGGAGAGGGAGAGACGUUUACGGUGAUCCACUAGAUAGGCAUAGGAGAAAAGAUCAUUUACCUCAUUCGCACGAUUUGCCGGUUUCAGACACGGAUCUGGAAGUGAUCGAAGCGACCGGCCGAAGUCUGGCAGAUGAUUCCGGUGCAGUGGCGGCAUCGACGGCAGCGGCAACUAUUCCGGACAUUCGCAAUCGUCCACCGGCACCACUGCCGUAUCGUCCAAUGUCGGCCGGGCCGAUUCUCCACCAUCAUCCACCAUCAUCGUCGUCAUCGUCCCGUCAUCUCAAUACAUCGCAGAGCCAUCUGGCGGAUUUGGGCAGCCAUGGGACACCGAAUCGGGUUGCAUUCGGGGCAGGGCUCGGGGCCGCCUCGCCGCCAGCCGGUGUCCUCGGGCUCAAUCCUCUGUAUCACCCGAAUCGACACAAAAUUUCCUCGUCGUCUAGCGAUGUGGUCAAACAGUUGAAGAACAAGGAUUACAAUGAUCCGUCACGACCUAGGAGAGGCAGCGAGACUCAGCUAUCGAGGGCGGACUACGACUCGGACCAGGGGAGCUACUUAGAUGGAUUACGAUCACAUUUAGGUGGUUUAACGCAACGAGUCAAAUCUUGGUACUGGGGAAGACCUCUCGAACUAGCGACCAAGUUGUCUAGGAGCUUUGAUAUGAAAGAUGAAGGUGGUUCGCUGUUAGGAUCCGAUGCAGGUGUCAGACGGCAUCAGUCGAUGCAGCGCCUACCGAUGGACCAGAACGGCUCAUCGCUGGAGCAGAGCCAAGACCAGCCACCACAUAUAGUACCUGACCACCGAGGAAACCUACACAUCACGGUGAAGAAGUCGAAGCCCAUACUCGGCAUCGCGAUCGAGGGCGGGGCCAACACUAAGCACCCACUGCCGCGGAUCAUCAACAUCCACGAACACGGAGCAGCGUACGAUGCCGGAGGACUGGAGGUAGGCCAGCUGAUAUUGGAGGUCGACGGUAACAAAGUCGACGGAAUGCACCAUCAGGACGUCGCCCGACUGAUAGCGGAGUGUUUCGCCGCACGCGACAAGAACGAUAUCACCUUUCUCGUAGUCGAAGCAAAGAAAUCAAACCUAGAACCGAAACCAACAGCAUUAAUAUUUUUAGAAGCAUAGCAUUUGCUAUCCCUGCCGGCUAGCGAUCCGGAUAAUUCUGAAGUGCCAGAAAAAGGGAUCGACCUUACCGCUGAUAAAUUGAAGUAAGUUUUCUUUUCGUUCGAGUUAUGAGUUUGUUUUCUUUGUAUUUUAUUAUACUUCCUUAUUUGUGUUCUAUAUCUUCGAGGGAAAAGUUUGCGGAACUUUUGAACAAUGCAGAUAUACACUUGUGAAGAGUAUCGCAAACUUUUCUCGGAUUUCAAUAUAGUUUAGGUUUUUGUUUAGUUUCAAAAUAUUCAGAACUUUGCUGUCUCAAAAAAAUUGAAACACUUGGCACCGAAAGACUGUUUUCCAGAAAAUAUGAGUUGCACUCUUGAGCGAGAUAUACGUUAAAAAUUACUCAUACCAAAUGUUACAGUUAAAAAGCUAAGCGAACACUGCCGUACUAGUAAAUGUUUAAACAAACUAACAAGGAAUCGAGGAAAUCAACCCUUCCCAAACUGUCCUGCUACGAUAUUAUAAUGGUAAAUGAGUCUAAUACUUAUGUUGAUGUUGAAAAAAGUGUUGACACUGCUAGAAAGUGUAAUUUGUGCCAUGUUCCUCGUACUAUUCCUAGCCUAAAAUGUUAUAAAUUACAAUCACACUUGCGUACCAGUGCUUGUCCUAAAGUACAGUACCAAAUGCUAUUUAUCCUCACUAUCGUAUUCUAUAUUUUAUCUAUUUUUCCGUUUGUUAUCCAUAUAAUUUCCAAAACAAAAGAAAACAAUCAGCAGAAGAGUUAAGAAAGAAUUCUUUAUUCGCGGUAAUUCAGAGAUAUUCUAGCCGUCAGGGAUGAAAAACCAGGUUCAAAACCAAACACUAACAAAAAGAAAAACGACAAACCAACUGAUACAAUCCUGAACAAAUCAUCAGUAAAACUCUCA
Molecule: messenger RNA, 6543 nt
Organism: Aedes aegypti (yellow fever mosquito)
Lineage: Eukaryota; Metazoa; Arthropoda; Insecta; Diptera; Culicidae
Gene: dysc
Product: whirlin
Exons: 21
Coding region: 2591-5641 (1016 amino acids)
Cellular component (GO): plasma membrane; stereocilia ankle link complex; cilium
Molecular function (GO): protein binding
Source: RefSeq, a predicted model, not a curated record